GUGGGACCCAUUGAUUUCAAACAGUCCUUUGCGACUGUCAUCAACUUCAGAUAGUGAAGAGGAACAGAACUCCAUUUGUGCAAAGGCAAUGCCAAAUGAAUCUGCUUGCAGUAUGGUACUUCAAAUACUGGUUCCAUUUUUUCUGGCAGGAUUUGGAACAGUGAUGGCUGGCAUGCUGUUGGACACUGUGCAGCACUGGGAUGUGUUUCAAACAGUAUCCGAGAUCUUUAUUCUGGUGCCGGCAUUACUUGGACUAAAAGGGAACCUCGAAAUGACACUGGCAUCAAGACUCUCCACAGCGGUUAAUGUUGGCAAAAUAAACUCCUCAAGAGAGAAGUGGAACCUAAUUGUUGGAAACCUUGCCCUUAAGCAGGUUCAGGCCACAGUACUAGGUUUUCUUGCUGCUUUGGCUGCUUCUGUUUUUGGAUGGGUUCUGGAUAAGAAACUUACCAUGAACCACACAGUAAUGUUAUGCUGCAGUAGUGUUGUGACAGCAUUUAUGGCAUCUUUGUUGCAAGGUAUCAUUAUGGUGGGUGUGAUUGUUGGAUCAAAGAGGACAGGCAUUAACCCAGAUAACAUAGCAGCACCAAUCGCAGCCAGUUUUGGUGAUCUUAUUACUCUGGGCCUGCUUGCUGUCAUCAGUCAAGGGUUCUUCAAAUACAACGAGAGCCAGCCACUGGUUAUCUACACAGUGUGUAUUUCUUUUCUGUGUCUAACACCAGUCUGGGUGGUAAUUUCAUUUCGUCACUCAGAGAGCCGUAAACUCCUGUAUUGUGGUUGGGAACCUGUAAUCACAGCCAUGGUUAUUAGCAGCAUGGGUGGACUUAUUUUGAAGAAAACCAUGACUAAUUCAAAUCUAACGGGACUAGUGAUUUAUUCACCUGUUAUAAACGGUGUUGGUGGUAACCUGGCUGCUAUCCAAUCUAGUCGUAUAACCACAUACCUUCAUUAUCACUGUUCUCUGGGAGAACUGACUGAGAAGGCCAAUGGCUGUUUCUGUCCAUUUCAUAUAUUUUUUAGUAAAGGGUACAACAGCAAAACGGCACAGGUUUUGCUUCUACUAGCCAUUCCAGGCCAUGUGGUUUUUCUCUACAUCAUUUAUUUAAUGCAAGGUGACAACACCAGCCCAACAGCAGUCUUUAUUACCCUCUACUUAUUAGCAGCUUUCACACAGGUUUUUCUACUGCUGUGCAUAGCUGACUGGAUGGUUCGUUGUUUGUGGCAUUAUGGCCGAGACCCAGAUAGCUUUUCUAUCCCAUAUUUGACAGCGAUAGGGGAUCUACUUGGAACCAGCCUGUUAGCCCUCUGUUUUUACUUGCUCUGGUUUAUCAGUAACAAGGACACACAUUUAGGAAACACUGCACGAGUUACACGGUACUACUGGUAUUUGAAAUGCCCUGCAACAUCACGAAAACGCCAGAGCGUCGCAGUGACAGCAAUUUUUGACCAUUCCUUGGUUUUCUAAAGUAACUAGCAAACUACAACAAUGUAUCAUAUUGUGUAUGUAAUAUGUAAAUAAACAUGA
Trichomycterus rosablanca is the source of this 1525-nucleotide messenger RNA. It is a transcript of the gene slc41a2a, whose product is annotated as solute carrier family 41 member 2a. Gene Ontology annotation, molecular function: monoatomic cation transmembrane transporter activity. NCBI's taxonomy places the organism in Eukaryota, Metazoa, Chordata, Actinopteri, Siluriformes, Trichomycteridae. The record is from RefSeq and is a predicted model, not a curated record. Bases 89 to 1465 code for a protein of 458 amino acids. Gene Ontology annotation, cellular component: plasma membrane. Gene Ontology annotation, biological process: monoatomic cation transport. The transcript has 11 exons.